UGUCACAUCUGACACUUGAAUUUUUCUCAUUUUCUGUCGAUUUCGAGGAUUUUCGGGCGAGUUUCGCUGAAAUUUAAUCAAAAAUCAACAUGAUCAGAAUCCCAUUCGGUCCCAAACAUGCUGAAAUGGCAUCAAGAUGGGUGCCCAGCUUGAUGUCUUUCGGAGCAGCUGCAGGUCUUGGAGUUUGUUAUUACACAGAUUUUAAGAUGGUGUUGCAAUAUCUUCCCUUCUACAACACCAAAUACCGCAAGGACGAUGAAUAAAUUGAGCAGCAACCUGUAAAUUAGCAAACAAAUUGAAAUUAUUUAAGCUGGAGGGCGAUUCGCAAUGCGAUUUAAGUAAAAAAUUUUGUUCAGGGACGAGUGUUGCGAUGAAAAAUAAACUCCGUUAAAAAGUAA
Culicoides brevitarsis is the source of this 398-nucleotide messenger RNA. It is a transcript of the gene UQCR-6.4, whose product is annotated as cytochrome b-c1 complex subunit 10. The transcript is spliced from 2 exons. Gene Ontology annotation, biological process: mitochondrial electron transport, ubiquinol to cytochrome c. The record is from RefSeq and is a predicted model, not a curated record. The coding region runs from base 90 to 263 and encodes 57 amino acids. Gene Ontology annotation, cellular component: mitochondrial inner membrane. NCBI's taxonomy places the organism in Eukaryota, Metazoa, Arthropoda, Insecta, Diptera, Ceratopogonidae.